Messenger RNA from Trypanosoma theileri, 375 nucleotides. RefSeq lists its product as uncharacterized. The record is from RefSeq and is a predicted model, not a curated record. Lineage: Eukaryota; Euglenozoa; Kinetoplastea; Trypanosomatida; Trypanosomatidae. The transcript has a single exon. The coding region runs from base 1 to 375 and encodes 124 amino acids.
AUGUUUUUUUUUUUUCUCAUUUCACCUUUACAAAUUUCUUAUAGUAUAUAUAUAGUGCUUCAAUCGGCGUGUGUGACCCAUUUCACAAUGGGUUCCUCGUCGAAAUCUAGCGUAGACGUCGACAAGGUGCCCUAUAGUAAUGUAAUGCGUGAUAGACGACUAGCAGCGCAAAAGAAUAGAUGGCGUAUGCCCAGGGCAACUACUUUGAUGAUUCCAGCUACCCUCUUAUUCGCGAUUGGCGGUUUUUGUUACACUUACUGGUGGAAUGAUAAACGGUCAAGGGAAGGUCCUUGUAUUGAUUGUAAACGGCAGCAGGAAAUAAUGGAAGAGGUCUAUUUUAAGAAACCAGCUGUUCAGAAAGGCUACCGGUUGUAA